AUAGUCUGAGUAUCAGUGCUCCGUGGUGUAACAUAAGACCCAAGUACGUACGCACGAUUUCCAGAUUUACAGAUUUCCAAAUAAUUGUUGGCAGAUCACAAACCGACACUCACAAAGUCUUCUCAUGGCAAGACUACAGCAGCUUGACGAGACUGAGGUUAAAGCGAAAGAGAAGAAGAAUAGAAAUCAUGGAUCCACUAAAUUCUUUGUCUUUGUAGAUUAUCUUUUUCUCUUCAUUUUCUUCGCCUUUCUCGUCUUCAUUCUCUUCAAGUUGUUCCCUUUCUAGAUUUUAAUCUCUUCAUUUUCUGUACUCUUUCCUUUUCCAAUUUCCAAUGAUUUGUUGGAAUUAAUGAAUUCGAUUUAUUGAUUUUACUUUCAGAUUUACGAUUGUUUGUUUUUAUUAUUCUCUCGUUUAAUGCUCUUUUUAGGUUUGAUCCCAACAAAAAAAUGCAACUUUGAUCUAUUUACAAUUGCUUUGGAUUGAUUUGGGCUUCAAUUCGUCAAAAUAUUUUCUGGGGUUGUUGAUUUCAUGCUCUACAUUGCGCAAUUUAUGCUUAUAAUAGUCUCACUUUGUUAGAAUUUGUACCAAAAUAGCUUGGGGUUUAGUUAGUUGGGUGUCUGCUAGGUGUUUGAUAAAAGUCCUAAAAGAGUGAAAAUGCCGAAUUGGGAUACUUUGGAAGAUAUUGGGAAUGUUGGUCAAAUAGCGGGUGUUCAUGCGGUUGGGUUAAUAGGGUUAAUAGUAGAUGCUGCAAAUAGGGCUAGAUUGCACAAGAAGAAUUGCAAAAAGUUUGCUCAUCACUUGAAAUUAAUUGGGAAUUUGUUGGAGCAGCUUAAGAUAACGGAGCUGAAAAAGUACCCUGAAACAAGUGAACCCUUAGAACAGUUAGAAGAAGCACUGAAAAGGGCUUAUUUGUUAGUUCAUAGUUGCCAGGAUAAAAGUUAUCUGUAUCUCUUAGCAAUGGGGUGGAGCAUUGUGAACCAAUUUAAGCGCAUUCAAGACGAGAUCGAUCGCUACUUGCGGAUUAUGCCUUUGCUGACGCUUGUUAGCAAUGCUCGCUUCAAGGAAAGAUUAGAACAUAUCCAAAAUGAUCAAUAUGACUAUACAUUAGAGGAAGAGGACAGAAAGAUGCAAGUUGCAAUUUUGAAUAAGGAACCAUCAAUGGCUGAUACCGUGCUUCUCAAGAAGACCCUAUCUUGCUCAUAUCCAAGCAUGCGAUUUGAACAAGCCCUUCUAGAAGAAAAUGAGAAGCUUCAGAUGGAACUGCAGCGGUCGCAGUCUUCCAUGAAUGUCCAACAUAGUCAAGUGAUUGAACACUUGAUUGAGGUAACAGAAGCUGCCUCUAGGCACUCCAGAAAUUUGGAGGCUAGCUAUUCAAAAUCUCAUGAUGGAAAAGCAUUCUCUGGCGUUGAGACCUGCCAUAAGAGUAUUGGUGCUUUGUCUACCGUCAGAAACACUUCCAUACCAUCUCCAGAAUAUGAGGUGCAAUAUGCCAGGGGAUCAGAUGAUAUGGAGGACUGGCACACUGACCUGCUUGACUGUUGCUCCAAGCCCAAGUUGUGUUUAAAAACAUUCUUCUUUCCCUGCGGAACAUUUUCAAGGAUUGCAUCAGUGGCAAACAAUAAGCACAUGUCUUCAGGAGAUGCAUGCAAUGAAUUGACAGCAUACUCGUUGGUAUUGUCAUGUUGUUGCUACACUUGCUGUAUUAGAAAAAAGCUUCGCAAGAUACUCAACGUCAAGGGAGGCGCAUGUGAUGAUUUUCUCUCACAUUUAUUAUGUUGCUGCUGUUCUCUUGUCCAAGAAUGGCGAGAAGUGGAGAUUAGGGGAGUGAAAGGUCCAAUGAAGACCAUGGCACACCCACCUUCAGCACAGCAGAUGGAGUUCUAAUGUGACUGGAAAAUCCAUAUUAGAUACUGCCUUCCAGUUACAUGCUUCAUGCAAUAUACUCCGUGAGAGCUGCUCUUUACAAAGGUUGGCUGUGCAAUCAUCUGAAAUCCUCUUCUCUGCCACUAAUCAUAGAGGGGGUGGGAUGGGGAGAGAGCGAGAACUUGGGCUCUUGUUUCUAUUUGCACUUAGAAGUAGAAAAUGAGGAUAUUACAUGGUAGUGUUAUGUAAAUAGUUCAGUGCAGGAAACAUAGCGCAUAGUAACUAUGCAAAAUUGGAGUAUAAACAACUCUUUUAUAAGUCCAGUUUAUUACUCCUCUCACUGUGAUGUUUGGAUUUGAAUCCUUCUCUUACCCAAAUUAGCAUUAUGUAUGUAGUGCUACAUCCAGGGGCAGAGAAGUAGAAGUUCCAAAUUAAAAACAUAAAGAAUAUUUGUAGUAAA
Chenopodium quinoa (quinoa) is the source of this 2324-nucleotide messenger RNA. RefSeq names its product protein MID1-COMPLEMENTING ACTIVITY 1-like. Gene Ontology annotation, biological process: cell surface receptor signaling pathway. The transcript has 7 exons. The record is from RefSeq and is a predicted model, not a curated record. NCBI's taxonomy places the organism in Eukaryota, Viridiplantae, Streptophyta, Magnoliopsida, Caryophyllales, Amaranthaceae. The coding region runs from base 656 to 1885 and encodes 409 amino acids.